AUUGGUGAGUAGGCUGCCCGUGUUGCCCGAUUCCGAACUGAAAAAAUGACGGGCAGUCACUCCCCAUCCCCAGUUCUCUCUCUUCCCCUUCCUCCAUUUUUCUUCUGCUAUAUCUUUUCUUCCCUCUCCAGGUCUACUUGAUCACGAUCCGACGGUCCAAAAUAAAAGCUUAUCCUUUAGCUUGUUUUCUUUGCUUUUAGUGCUGCAAAAUCCUCAGAUCUACUGUGGCUUCCUUCCAACGCUUAUACUUUUCGCUUGUUUCCUUUGCUUUUAGCUCUGCGAAUCCGCAGAUCUACUCUCUCCGCCCUCUGAUCUCCGUUUCUCGCGCAUAUCUCGCGGUGGGAAUUCUUUUUUCUGUGCAGGUUUCUUUUAGAUUUAUCGUUGGCCGUAGUGUGAAACAGAGAAGCUGACCUUAGUUCAAUGGCGAUUACGGUUAGUCACGUCACGCUAACAUGCGCCGGUGAAACUCUAGCUAUCAUGUUCGUUUCGGCUCUCACCAAAACACACCUUUUGGCUCUGAACUCCUUUACGUUGCUGCUGGGCGACCACUCACAAAAACAGCCCAAGCCGAAGGACGCUGACGGGGAAGAUGACAAUGACGAUAAUGACAAUGGGGGUGAUGAGUUCGGAGAUGGUGAAGAGGAUCUGUCCUCGGAAGGUGGGGAAUACGGCAACAAUGGUAACAGCAACAAUAACAACCCGAAGAAGGGACCUGAAGGUGGCACAGGUGGGGCAGAACAGAAUGGAGAAGAUGACGAAGACGACGGCAGCGACGACGGAGAUGGUGAAGACCCGGAAGAUGACGACGACGAUGAUGAUGGAGGUGAAGAUGACGAAGAGGAUGUUGAAGGAGUGGAAAGCGAACAGGAGGAGGAAGAAGACGAGGAAGCUCUUCAGCCACCAAAGAAAAGGAAGAAGUAAAUUGGUGAUAGAUAAGUUGAAGCCUCCCUUUGUUAUAGGUAAACUUGUUCAUCUAACAUUAUAAUCUUUUAUUUAGGCAUCGAGGAGGCUGUUUAGGGUUAAUGUGUUUGCGCAUAUAUAUCACUUGCAUAAUUAGAGUAACUACUUGGAAUCAAUUGGAAAACAACGUGUAUGAUUCCUCCAGCCGUUAGUUCUCAUAAAAAAGUUGAUAGA
Messenger RNA from Hibiscus syriacus, 1134 nucleotides. RefSeq lists its product as uncharacterized. The transcript is spliced from 3 exons. The record is from RefSeq and is a predicted model, not a curated record. Lineage: Eukaryota; Viridiplantae; Streptophyta; Magnoliopsida; Malvales; Malvaceae. Bases 421 to 921 code for a protein of 166 amino acids.